Penicillium malachiteum is the source of this 1107-nucleotide messenger RNA. RefSeq names its product 5'-methylthioadenosine/S-adenosylhomocysteine nucleosidase family protein. Bases 1 to 1107 code for a protein of 368 amino acids. Lineage: Eukaryota; Fungi; Ascomycota; Eurotiomycetes; Eurotiales; Aspergillaceae. The transcript has a single exon. Gene Ontology annotation, molecular function: catalytic activity. Gene Ontology annotation, biological process: nucleoside metabolic process. The record is from RefSeq and is a predicted model, not a curated record.
AUGUCCAACUUGAACCCCGAAGACUACACCGUUGGCUGGAUAUCCGCCAUCCUUCCCGAGUAUACUGCCGCCCAACUAUGUCUAGACGAGAAGCAUGAGCCAGUUCGUUUACCACCUGGGAACAAAGACCAAUACACCCUAGGAAGAAUUGGGAAUCACAACGUGGUCAUCUCUGUUCUACCGAUGGGAGAGUAUGGUACAGCAUCGGCAGCUCGUGUAGCCGAAAGCAUGACAAAUUCAUUUCCGAAUAUUCGCAUUGCCUUGAUGGUUGGGAUAGGUGGCGGUGCACCAAGUCGGAAGCAUGAUAUCCGGCUUGGAGAUAUCGUCGUUGGGAUUCCUGAUAAUGGAGAGGGUGGUGUCUUGCAUUAUGACUUCGGGAAGACAAUACAAGACCAAAGCUUCAAGGCUACAGGAUUCGUCAAUCAGCCUCCUACGAUCCUCCUCACGGCAGUAAAUGGGCUUGCAGCACAAUACGAACUUGAGGGCAAUGGGAUUGAAGACACUAUCACCGAGAUCCUUGCAGAUAAACCACGAUUACGAAGAAAGUUUGCGCGUCCUGAUACUGCAAGCGACCGGCUAUAUAAAACAAAUGUUGUCCAUCCCAUCGAUAGCGAGAUGAACUGUGUUGAUAGCUGUGGGAUAAAUAAAUCUGAUCUCAUUUCGCGAAGCGAGCGCACCAAGGAUAUGGAUAACCCGAUGGUUCAUUACGGCUUGAUUGCAUCCGCCAACAAUCUUAUGAAAGAUGCCAUAAUCAGGGACCAACUUUCGAAGGAGCAGGAUGUCUUGUGCUUUGAAAUGGAAGCAGCCGGGCUGGUCAAUCACUUCCCUUGCCUGAUUAUCCGCGGCAUCUGUGACUAUGCUGAUUCGCACAAGAAUAAGGAUUGGCAGAGAUAUGCGGCGAUGGUAGCUGUUGUUUAUGCUAAAGACUUGUUGUACAAGAUUCAUUCUCACAAUGUUGAGUAUGAGAAAGCGAUUGUGAAUGUUCUUAAGGCCGGUGAUGUUCAUCGGAAUACGUAUAUCAAGUUUGAGGGUAAUAAUUCGGGUGUGCAGAUUGGACAAAUGAAUGGCUCAUUCACCAAUUCUGGCAAUUUACCAGUCUGGCGAUGA